Messenger RNA from Geodia barretti, 222 nucleotides. The record is from the annotation of a GenBank genome assembly. NCBI's taxonomy places the organism in Eukaryota, Metazoa, Porifera, Demospongiae, Tetractinellida, Geodiidae.
GUCUCGCAUCAUUGUGGCCUGUCAGAUAUUGCACAAUCUAUCGAGGACUACCAGCAAAACAUGCCAUACUUUGUCCAUCUCUUUGUUGAUAUAAAUAUAAACGAGUGUGUAGUUGGGGAGCACAAUUGCAGUGGAACCCACGGUGUAUGUAGUGAUGUGGUUGGAGGUAGGGACAGCUUCCAGUGCAGCUGUCUGCCUAGAUAUAGUGGGAAUGGUGUGGAU